AUGGGAGACGAAGAUCCAAAUGAUACAGAGGUUCUCGACGAAGAACCUCGCAGUAUUUUAUUAGGGCUCAUCUCUCAAUUACGAAAAGGGAUGGAUUUACAUCGAGUUACUUUGCCAACCUUUGUUUUAGAACCGAGAAGUAUGUUAGAAAGAAUUACGGAUUUUAUGAGUCACCCUGAGCUCAUUUUAAGUGUCGCAAAACAAGAAGAUCCAGUAAUCCGAUUUGUAAGCGUUGUAAGAUAUUAUUUAUCAGGAUGGCAUAUAAAACCAAAGGGUGUCAAAAAACCAUAUAAUCCUGUUUUGGGUGAACAUUUUCGCGCAAAAUGGGUAUUUCCUGACAAAACAGAAGCUUUUUUUGUAUCUGAACAAGUUUCUCAUCACCCACCCAUUUCCGCUUAUUAUUAUGCAAGUCCGGAAAAUAAUUUGAUCAUUUCAGGAGAUAUAAGACCAAAAUCUAAAUUUUUAGGAAACAGUGCAGCAACUUUGAUGCAAGGUGAAUCUAAAAUAUAUUUUACAAACCGUUCUGGAGAAGUUUAUCGAAUUUCAAUGCCAAAUGUUUAUGCACGAGGGAUUCUUUUCGGAAGAAUGGUAAUGGAAUUAGGCGAUAAUUCUACUGUUAAAUGCGGAAAAAAUGAUUUAACAUGUGAAUUGGAAUUUCGAACAAAAGGGUUUUUUAGUGGUGCAUAUAAUUCAAUUUAUGGAAAGAUAAAACGCGAAUCAACGGGUGAGGUUCUUUAUGAAAUUACAGGAAAAUGGUCAGAAAUCAUAUAUAUCAAAGAUAUCCAGGAAGUAAGGAGGUUUUGUUCAAUGUACAUGAUUCAAAGAUACACCCUAAGAUUGUUAUGGUCAAAAGUUACAAGUGCUUUGAUAGGGAGAAAUUUGGAUCUUGCUACAGAUGAAAAAACAUUGAUUGAAGAUAAUCAACGCAAUGAGGCUAAGCUUAGAGAAAUAGAAGGGAUCGAUUGGAGAUCGAGAUAUUUUGUUAACGAAAAUAAUGAAUUUAAUUUUAAACAAAUACA
Messenger RNA from Entrophospora sp. SA101, 1019 nucleotides. Lineage: Eukaryota; Fungi; Glomeromycota; Glomeromycetes; Entrophosporales; Entrophosporaceae. The record is from the annotation of a GenBank genome assembly.